AAACCACGCCCACAGUCGCAUUGCGUUUGCAGCGCAAAAGAACCUUGUCCCUGUAGUGUACGUCAUUUCCGGGUGUCAGCAUUCAGACUGUGGAGCUUUUGGGAGCGAUGUUGCCGUCUGGGGAAAGAGAGAUGCAUACAGCUGGGAAAUAAUUAACCAGUUUAACUCCUUUAAUAUCGAUAUUUACUGUUAUAGCUCCAUAUCUGUGUGGCGACAUCUUAACACCUCGGUGUCGGUAAAUGGACAUCCUUGUUGUUCCGUGAGAGAAGGGACUUGUUCUCAAUGUAAGCUCCCAUUGCUAGCAGGUGUAAUCCCAUAUGAUAAUAACGGACUGACGUUGGCGUCCCAGCCCCGCCCGCCCGUCCGCCCUCGCCGUGCCAUGGCUGCCCACACCGCCCCGCCGGUCCUGAAGGAGUUCUGCCCACUGUACUACCUGCUGAACUCCAUCCCUGCGAAGGUACAGAAGGGCUUCCGCUCCGUGCUGGUGUACCUGACCGCGCUGGACGCCAGCAGCGACUACAUCGCGGUCGGCAGCAGCAUCGGCAUGCUGUACCUGUACUGCCGGCGACUCGGACACAUGAACAAGUACAACCUGGAGGGUAAGUCAGAGCCCAUCACGGCGGUGAAGCUGCUCAGCUGUUUUGAUGACCUGGUGGCGGUCGGCACGGCGUCAGGGCGUGUGGCUCUGUUCCAGCUCGUCUCUCCCCUACCCGGCCGGAACAAGCAGCUGCGGCGCUUUGACGUGAUUGGUCUGCACAAGAGCACCAUCACCGCUCUGUCCUGGAGCCCCAAUGGCAUGAAGCUGUUCUCCGGGGACGACCGCGGGAGGGUGGUGUUCUCCGCCGUGGACCUCGACCAGGGCGUGUGCAGUCCUGUGCUGCUCCUGGAGGAGCCGUAUCCCAUAGUGCAGUUGGAGUACAGUCAGAAGGUGCUGCUGGUCUCCUCUCAGCAGCGCUGCAUCAUGUACUACACCCAGGAGCAGAGCCUCCAGCAGCUGGGCUCCAAGCCCCGCAAGAGCAUUGGCAGGCUGGGAGCGUGUUUCCGUGUGGGGCUGUGUAAGCAGAGUGACCUGCAGGUGUACGCGGCGCGGCCGGGGCUGCGGUUGUGGCGGGCGGACGUGCGGGGGGAGGUGCAGGAGACGCACAUGCUGAAGGAGCUGCUGGCCCAGGCCCCGCCCCUCUUUGAGCUGUUCCCCCGCCCCCGCGCCACCGGCGCCUACCGCCCCCCUGAGAGGCAGCUGGGCGUCCUGAGCUGCUUCCUGAACCACGGCUGGCUGCUGAGCUGGAACGAGUACAGCGUGUACCUGCUGGACUGCCUGAACCAGGCGAUCGUGGGCGGAAUGGAAGGCUGUGGUGACAUCGUGUCGGUCGCCUGCACAGAGAACGAGAUCUUCAUCCUGAAGGGCGAUCGAGACAUCAUCCGCAUCGCCACCCGCCCUGAGGGCCUGGCACCCAACCUGUCUGACCUGUCACUGCGCCUCUCGUCCCCCCUCACCACCCCCACCAUGGUGCUCCCGCCCACCGGCGCCGUGGAAACGGCCCAGCCAAUCAGGACCAUGGCCAUCAUCAGCGAGCAGGAGGGGCGUGGGGAGGAGCCGGGGGCGGAGCCUGGCGAGGAGAUGGGCGAGGAGGUGGGCGAGGAGGUGGCGGAGGGCGGGGGGAUGGUGCUGGAGAAGCUGGAUGUGAUUGGCUGUGACCCGCGCAGCCGCAGUAGUUCGGUGACGUCGUGGGACAGCGCCCUGGGCCUGCCGCCUGCCAGCGAGCACUCGGACCUGUCCUCCCGCUACAGCGCCCUCACGCCCGACGAGCUGCAGCAGGAGCUGGUGGUCAAAGCCAUCAAGGUCAAGAAGAGGGGCAGGCGCCACCGGCAGGAGAGUGGUAACAGGCUCUCGGCGCACAGUAGCUGGUCAGAGGGGGUGUUCAGUCAGGAUGGGGGGGGCACCAGCCCCAUGGGCAGCAGUCUGGACCUGCACAGCAGCGACUCCAUCAGCGGAGAUUCCCACGGCAACGACCCCUUCACCCUGCUGACCUCGCCCGACCCCGCCCUCGACACCACACCCACCCCGCCCGUCAUACCGGCGACCCCGCCCCCGGAGCUGGUGACCCCGCCCCCGGAGCUGGUGACCCCGCCCACGGAGCUGGUGACUCCGCCCUCUGAGGUCGUGACCCCGGACGUGGACUCCCUCCUGCAGUGCACCUUCGCCUACAUGCAGGCUGCAGCCGAGCAGGGCGAGGAAGAGGAAGAGGAGGAGGCUGAAGAGGGCGAGGCAGAGGCGGAGGGCGUGGCAGAAGAGGAGCCCCUGCCCCGCUGUCCCCCGGAGGCCGAUCUCUCCGCCUCCAGCGAUGAGGAGGAUAUCUACGCCCACGGCGCGCCCCACUCCGCCUCCACCGGCAGCCUGGGCACCGCACCGCACCUCCACCCCUCACACCCCGGCAACGCCCCCCACGACCAGGGCCGCGCCCACAAAUCACACCAGCUGGCUGAGAGCUGGAUGGACUACGCGGGGCCCGGCUGUGGCAUCCUGAGCCUGGUGGUGACGGAGCGCUGUGUGUGGUGUCUGGACCUGAGGGGCAGCCUGUUCUGCAGCGCCCUGCCCAACAGCUCUCUGCACUGGCAGCGCUUCGAGGACAACGUCCAGCAGGUGGCAGUGUCUCCCUCAGGCUCACUACUGUGGAAGGUGGAGCAGAAGACCAAUAAGGCGUUUGCGUGUGGGAAAGUGUCCAUCAAAGGCAAGCGGCACUGGUACGAGGCCAUGAGUCAGACUGCCUUUGUGGCGCUCAGCGAUGAUGCAGCCUGGAUCAUCCGCACCAACGGAGACCUGUACCUGCAGACAGGGCUGAGUGUGGACCGGCCCUGUGCGCGGGCGCUGAAGCUGGACUGCCCGUGUCCGCUGGCCCAGCUGUGUGCGCGCGGGGGGGCCGUGUGGGCGCUGACCGAGCAGAGAGCCGUCUUCUACAGGGAGGGGCUCAGCACCUACUGCACCGAGGGGGAGCAGUGGAGAUACGACACCGUCAGUGAGAGGCAGGGCCUGGAGCCGGUGUGUCUGGCCCUGGGGGAGCACGGGACGGUCUGGGCUCUGGACGGCAGCGGCAGUCUGUGGUUCAGGACGGGAGUCAGUGCGGCGAAACCGCAGGGGGACGAUGAGCACUGGUGGCAGGUGAGCAUCACAGACUACGUGGUGUUUGACCAGGUGGGGCUGUUCCAGACGCUGAUCCAGGCCACGCAGUCGGUUGCCGUGGCGACGCGGGCGCCGGUGGAGCGCGUGGCGGAUCGGCUGCGUGUGGCGUUCUGGUCUCAGCAGCCUCAGUGCCAGCCCAGCCUGAUCAGCGCCAACCGCACCGGAGUGUGGAUCGCCUCCGGCCGCAACGACUUCCACGUGGCCAAGGGCAGCCUCGUGGGUUCUUACUGGGAGAGUGUGGUGCCCAGAGGAACAGCUUCUGUCACCAAGUGGGCCUUCGUCUUCUGCUCCUCUUCACCCACUAAAGAGGGCAGCUUCCUGUGGGUGGGCCAGAGCCGGCGGGACCUGUUCUGCGUGUGGGACGGCGACCCCCAGCUCCGCCCCUCCACCGUGGCCCUGCCCCCCGACCUGGAGAUGGUGCAGCUGAGUGCGUGCGGAGACGCGGUGUGGGGGCUGGACUGGCACGGGCGUGUCCACAUCCGCCCCCUCUCCCCCGCCUGCCCCUCAGGCCUGCACUGGACCCGCCUCGACCUCAGCCAGCUGGGGUGUGUGCGGUUGGUGAGUUUGGCGUGCGGCAGUCAGCACGUGUGGGCGUGCGAUGGGAACGGGAUGGUGUACUUCCGGGUCGGCACCCAGCCCCUCAACCCCAGCAUGAUGCUGCCGGCCUGGAUCUGCAUCGAGCCCCCAGAGCAGCCGGUGGGUGUGCUCUUGGUGAGCGUGCACACCAGCCCUAACGACCGCAUGCUGUGGGCUGUGGACAGCAGGGCCAACGUGCACGUGCGCACCGGCAUCACCGACGAGAUGCCUGUUGGCACCGACUGGGAACACAUUCCAGGCCUGCAGGCCUGUCAGCUGGUUCUCAGCCUCAGCACGGCCUGGGUUCUCUGUCCCAACGGCGAAAUCGCCCGUCGCUACGGCGUCACAGACAAGAACCCCGCAGGAGACUACUGGAAGAAGACCCCCGGCCUCGUCACCUGCCUCACAGUGAGCCCCAGUGAUGAACUGUGGGCUCUGAGCCAAUCAGGGAGCCUGAUCCGCAGGCUGACCAAGACCUUCCUGCAUGGCGUGGCCAGGUCAAAGGUCAGCAGCGGGUCUGUAGGGGAGGACCUGGAGGACGAGUGGGAGGUCAUCUAAAAUGGGACAGAACCACACACUGGACCGGGAUUGGACCGCACACUGGACUGAGACAGAACCGCAUAUUGAACUGAGACAGAACUGCACAUUGGGUUGGGAAUUGCACAUUGGACUUUGGACAGAUCCAGUCUCCAUCCUGUCUGCGGCCAACAGGACCUCCUGGGUGGCAGGCUGCUCAGGACUCCGAUUGGCUGUUUCUAGGACACUCCCACUUUCCCCACCAAUUAGACUCUCACUCCUUAUGUUCCCAUCCUGUCUCUCCGUUUGUUUUGUCUUUGAUUGGUUCUGUAUGUUUUGGAUGGGUUCCUGAUGGGUUCUGUAUGUUUUGGACGGGUUCACCCUGUGGUUGUGUCAGUGCGUUCCUGAGGAACAGGAAUCUCUGUUGUGGUGUGUUGCCCCGGCGAUCCCGGCCGAUCAUGUGACGGUGCUGCAGAGCUGCGCAGGCGCACGUCCGGCUGCAGGGCCCCGGCUGCCCCAGCUGCCCCAGCUGCCCGCUGGCCUGUUGCCUAGCAGCAGUGACCUACAGUAACCCCACACACAUCAACAUGAUUUAAAUACAGACCCUUCUGCUGCCCCUGUACCCCCCCCCCCCCCCCAGCCCCAGCAGAGCCGGUGGAUUGGUGCAGGAGCUCAUUUCAGCCCAUUCAGAAGAUCCAGUAAAGUCCAGCUCCAGAAAACACCCAGAAUGUUCUAUGCAGAUUUUUUCAAAUUAUUUAUGGAAUUUUUAUUGAUUACCUGAAAUGACUGAACUGAAAUGGAAUGAGCCGUUAAACUGGGGAGCGGUUUCUGCCAGACCCGUUAUUAUUAUUAUUAUUAUUACUACUAUAUUUAUUAUUAUUAUUACAUGCAGGAAACACUACAUAUGAAAUAAUGGGGCCAUUGUUGCUUACCGACUGAAUCGUUUUUGACUCUUUGGACGGGGCGGGGCUUUUGGAGGCUUUAUUUGGAGUGCCAUCUUUGGUGGGCGGGACUAAGGCUUACCUGAACAUGACCCCUGACCGCACCUGAGCCAGGUGAGACUGAGAGUUGUUUUCCAGGUGACUUCAGUGUGGAUUGGGAGGUGGUUUUCUGGGUGACUUCAGUGUGGAUUGGGAGGUGGUUUUCUGGGUGACUUCAGUGUGGAUUGGGAGGUGGUUUUCUGGGUGACUUCAGUGUGGAUUGGGAGGUGGUUUUCUGGGUGACUUCAGUGUGGAUUGGGAGGUGGUUUUCUGGGUGACUUCAGUGUGGAUUGGGAGGUGGUUUUCUGGGUGACUUCAGUGUGGAUUGGGAGGUGGUUUUCUGGGUCACUUCAGUGUGGAUUGGGAGGUGGUUUUCCAGGUGACUUCAGUGUGGAUUGGGAGGUGGUUUUCUGGGUGACUUCAGUGUGGAUUGGGAGGUGGUUUUCCAGGUGACUUCAGCGUGGAUUGGGAGGUGGUUUUCCGGGUGUGAUCAUGCUUGCUGUAGUGAGAUGGGUUUAUCCCGCCAGAAGAUACGCAUCACUCACUUUAAAACAUCACACAUCAUCACUGCUGAUGGCUGUACAGUACUCAUGUAAAUAUUAAAAUGGUUUAUUAUGGACUAACUCUGGCCUGGUAUGCAGAGGGAAACUGUGUGCGGGUGCACACAGGAUGCGACGUGAUGUCACUUCCUGUGCAAGGAGUCUGGAGGGUGUGGCAAUGGGUGCUUUUAUGAAGAUGGGUUUAUGCUUUUAUCUAAAACGUUUUUAUCUUGCAUCAGAGUUUUGUCUUUUAAAUAUGAAAAUGUGAAGGUAACCGAACUAAAGGGACAUGUUCUAACUAAAGGGACAUGUCUGAG
Messenger RNA from Conger conger (European conger), 6106 nucleotides. RefSeq names its product tectonin beta-propeller repeat containing 2 (gene tecpr2). NCBI's taxonomy places the organism in Eukaryota, Metazoa, Chordata, Actinopteri, Anguilliformes, Congridae. Gene Ontology annotation, molecular function: protein binding. The record is from RefSeq and is a predicted model, not a curated record. The coding region runs from base 380 to 4312 and encodes 1310 amino acids. The transcript has 21 exons.